CUCGCGAUAGUUAAAAACGCAUGGCCGCUCACAGUGUUUACAACUCGCAAUGAACCGAUGAGUAAAAACACUAAAGUCCUGAAGAAGAAGGGCGUAGAAUAUUUCUUUAACUGGCUCGUAGUCUCCAGCUUGCGGUGAAACCUUCAUACCAGCGAGGAGAAACGUGUGUAUUGCCAAACAGACUACAACACAGUUUGUCGGUGCUGUGAUGUCCUCGACCCCCAGCAGACUCAAACCCCCCCACUGCAGGAAGAAGCACUAUCCCAGUAGCACUUACCUCACCCACGUCUGACAGCCUACCCUCAGACUUGAGGCAUCGGUCGCCAGGUGGAGGACAGGAGACACUGGGGAAAACCAAAGGGAGAUGUCUGAUUCGGCUGGAGGUGGUGAAAGCGGUGGUGUAGCAGGCUCUGUGCAGGACCCGGACGGGGACAGCGACAGCGACGCCCCUCGUCAGGCACCAGCUUUGCCCGAGGGUGACAUCUUGGAGGAGGAGGAGACCUCAGAGGACGGGGAACCUUCGUCCGCCAAGCGGCCCAGAGUGAGCGAGGAGGAACCGCGUCCGGAGCCGGUCGGGGAGCCCGUCGAUAUGCACGGAGAAAGGCCGGCACAGACUGGCCCGCUGCAGGAAGAUCCAGCCCCAGCAGCACAAAAAACGGGUGAACCGGAUCACAGUGAGGACGCAGUGGAAGAGGUGCCCGUGGGGGGGGGGGUCGAGGAAGAAUGGCCACAGGAUGGACAUGUUGGGUAUGAGGCACCUGUAGAGGAAGGCGAGACGAAACCAGAAGACGAUGACGGUUCUGCAGACAGCCCCGGUGCAGAGCAGCGUCUUGGUCUAGAUUUCACCCAGAACCCGCAGAUGCUCACUGGUUCCUGGAAUGAGUACUCCAACCUUCCAGAGAAUUACCUCAAAGGCUGCAAAUGGGCUCCUGAUGGUUCCUGUAUCCUCACCAACAGCGCGGACAAUGUGCUCCGUGUGUACAACAUCCCUCCAGAGGUCUACAGCUACAACUGGGAUUCACUCCCUGAGAUGAGUCCGGUGCUGAGGAUGGCGGAGGGAGACACCGUCUAUGACUACUGCUGGUACCCCAAGAUGAGUUCUCUGGACGCAGACACAUGCUUUCUUGCCAGCAGCAGCCGAGACAACCCAGUGCACGUGUGGGAUGCCUUUUACGGGGAGGUGCGAGCAAGCUACCGGCCCUACAAUCACCUGGAUGAGCUGACGGCGGCCCACUCGCUCUGCUUCUCGCCCGACGGGACGCAGCUCUACUGCGGCUUCGACAAAACCGUCAGGGUCUUCUACACCGAGCGGCCCGGGAGAGACUGCGAGGAGAGGCCCACCAUAGUGAAGAAGCAGGGCCAAAGUGGCAUCAUCUCCUGCUUUGGCUUCAGCCCCUGCCAGUCUGUUUACGCCUGCGGCUCCUACUCCCGCUGCGCUGGCCUCUACUCCUGCCAAGACGGCACCCUGCUGGCUCUGCUGCCGACCCGCCACCACGGAGGCCUCACCCAUCUGCUCUUCUCCCCUGACGGCCACUACCUGUACACUGGGGGACGCAAGGAUCCAGAGAUCCUGUGCUGGGACCUACGGGAGCCGGACAAGGUUGUGUUUUCACUCAAGAGAAACGUGGCUACUAACCAACGCAUCUACUUUGAUCUGGACCCGUCGGGCAGGUACCUGCUAAGUGGGGACACGGAUGGAAUGGUGUCGGUCUGGGACACCCAGACAGCGCCUCCUGAUGGUAAUGAGGAGCUACUGCAGCCCCAGCUCAGUUUUCAGGCCCAUUGGGACUGCACCAAUGGCAUCAGUGUUCAUCCCUUCAUGCCGCUGUUGGCCACAUCCAGCGGGCAGCGGCAGUUCCCGUCGCCCGGCGAGAGUGAGGGCGACUCGGCCUCUGAGGGCGAGGGAGCGGAGGCUGGGAUGUCGCCUCCAAAGACCCGGCAGGACAACGCUCUGAGCCUGUGGUGGGCCGGGCCGCUCGGCAGCCAAGAGCAGGAAGGCGAGGUGGUGGAGACCUGACGCUCUGCGCGUCACACCUGUCCCGGGAUAUUUAGAUUGGGGACGGCCUUCUGUGGAUGAAGCUGACUAAGGGAUCUUCAUGCUAUAUUAUGUUCUGGGGUGGCAAUGCAUUUCGGGAUAAUUUUAAAAUCUGGUUAAAUAUGAAUACUUGCGGCCUAAUUAACCUUAUGCAAUUCAGUCUUAACAUAACAUGUGCAAGUUAACAUUUCCUGACACAGAUUAAAGGUCAGUGCAGGACAGCCCAGAACUAUCUGCCCAUAAGACUGGUCAAUGCUAAAUGCAAAGUAGAGACAAGAUGGGGACUCAAUUGAGUUAUUUUAUAAUCUUUUGAUAUGAAACUUUUUUUUUUUUUCGAGGUGAAUGUUCUUCCUGAUUUGUAAAGGUUCGGAGGGCGAGAAGCAGCCCAGUGUGUCUGGGAGUGUGUUUACGUGUGUGGCUAAUGCUGACGUGGAUGUUCCUCACUGGUACUUAGCUAGUAAGUGCCAUUUGUCCUCGAGUUUUGCGUUUGUAGACUGACGGGAUCUUCCGGUUUUACCCUCUUUUUUAAAAUAAAUCUAUUUGGCUGUGUUGUUUCGCUCAGUGCAUGGCCACAUGUAUAUUUUUGUAAAGCUGUGAUCACUAAUGUUUUCAAAUGUAUGUUCUGUAAGCAGCUAGCUUGAUUUCUGUGUCUGCAGUACAACAGAAGUCUAAUGCACCCGGAAAAACAAGUGUUUUUGUUUGUUGUUUUUUCCAACAUUUUUACCUGUGAGUGUUGAUGUGGAAGCACAGAACACAUUGUUUGUAUAGUUGUAUUAAUGAUG
This is a messenger RNA of Pungitius pungitius (ninespine stickleback), 2817 nucleotides long. RefSeq names its product WD repeat containing, antisense to TP53 (gene wrap53). Bases 365 to 2017 code for a protein of 550 amino acids. Lineage: Eukaryota; Metazoa; Chordata; Actinopteri; Perciformes; Gasterosteidae. Gene Ontology annotation, molecular function: RNA binding; protein binding. Gene Ontology annotation, cellular component: Cajal body. Gene Ontology annotation, biological process: Cajal body organization. The transcript has 11 exons. The record is from RefSeq and is a predicted model, not a curated record.